AUGGCUACCUCGUGGAAGAGAAAAGUAUUAAUAGGCUGUACGGGCAGCGUCGCCACGAUCAAAUUACCACAACUCGUAGAGAAACUCUGUCAGCAUAAUCUGGAAAUUCGCAUAGUCGUGACUGAACGAGCGAAGCAUUUUUUGAAAGAGGCAGAACUGCCUCGGGGGACGCAAAUCUUAUCGGAUACCGUCGAGUGGGCUGCAUGGCAAGAUCGGGGGGAUCCUGUAUUGCACAUCGAUUUGGUCAAAUGGGCUGACUUGUUUUUAAUUGCUCCGCUGGAUGCUAAUACCCUUGGCAAACUCGCUAGUGGAAUUUGUGACAAUAUAUUAACGUGUGUCGCAAGAGCAUGGGAUUCCACAAAGCCGUUAUUGUUCUGUCCCGCGAUGAACACCAAAAUGUGGGAGCACCCAGUGACGGCUCCGCAGGUGGCCUUGCUCAAGUCCUGGGGUUACAGAGAAGUUACGUGCAUCUCGAAAACUCUCAUGUGUGGUGACACUGGAAUCGGAGCAAUGGCAGAAGUCGACUCCAUCGUCCAGACAACUCUGAGAUCGCUCAACCCUUGGGAUCCUUACUCACCACCCGACACGCGUCUCUGAUGAAAAUAGUAUUUAGCAUAGGUUAAAAAAUCCAUGGAAAGCUAAAACCCCAAAAUGGCCUCGCAUCCCUCAAGAUUUGUUUGAAUGACCACCGUGUAAGUUGAUUUACCAAGACGUCAGGGUAAAAUAAGUUCGCACCUGCACUUCCCCUGAUCGGUGUUCGAUGCUUUCGCAAGAGAUUGAAACGAGCUACAGUCUUCCAACUGCUUGUUCGUCCUCUGUCGAUUGGUAUCGCAAGUGAAUCCAUUAAUGUCGAUGUUGGUAGCAAAACGUAGAAGUAGGAUAAUCAACUUGUGAUCUUACGAUGCUUCGACAGGGAGUCACGAACAGGUACAAGAGGAAACCAACCGAUCUCGUUUGCCUCGUCGAAAUCUCUAAUUCCCCGUACAAACAUACAUACAUACAUACAUAUGAACGCAUACACGGAGCGAUGGCUUUACAAAGUGCACGUUACGCUGUGCGGAAUUGAUCUGCAACUCUCAACAUAAUCAACGGCUUAGAGUAAUUAUACGAAAAUGAUCGUGACGUUCGAGGUGUUUCCAGUAGUCGACCGUGACUCGGUGUUAUUCCCCAAAGUGUUCCAGUUACGACAUGUAACAUUAUGCGCUCUGCAAUGUGUUUUCUUAAAAGUGCUCUUGGAAAAUUGCACUCGUCGUUCUGUGCAUGCGCGUAUAUUAAAAAUUAAAUUAUACAUAUACAUAUAUAUAACGAGUUAAAGCACGUUUAAGAAAAUAUCUAAAGCCUUUUCGGUCGCAUCGGACCACGAAAGAGAGCGUGUACACUCGUGCGUGGGGGAAAAAAAAAAAAUUUGUUUUUACCCCAUUUUCAACCCGCAAACCGCGAGUGCGAGACGCAGCGGAUCACGCUUACAAAAAACACGAGUUCGUUUGACGCAGUUACCUCACGUCGCGAGAAAACAUUCUUUUGGGAACAAAUACAUUUUAAUUUCAACACCGACACUGAUCACUCCGAUGUACGAAACGAUGUAUUCGAAAGAGAAUCAAAUUUAUUUCUUAAGAAAGUGGAUAUACCUACGUUGAAUAAAGCGGAGUACGCAAGUUGUACCGUUUA
This is a messenger RNA of Orussus abietinus, 1668 nucleotides long. It is a transcript of the gene Ppcdc, whose product is annotated as phosphopantothenoylcysteine decarboxylase. Gene Ontology annotation, biological process: coenzyme A biosynthetic process. The coding region runs from base 1 to 597 and encodes 198 amino acids. The record is from RefSeq and is a predicted model, not a curated record. Gene Ontology annotation, cellular component: phosphopantothenoylcysteine decarboxylase complex. NCBI's taxonomy places the organism in Eukaryota, Metazoa, Arthropoda, Insecta, Hymenoptera, Orussidae. The transcript is spliced from 2 exons. Gene Ontology annotation, molecular function: FMN binding; phosphopantothenoylcysteine decarboxylase activity.